Dermatophagoides farinae (American house dust mite) is the source of this 2915-nucleotide messenger RNA. RefSeq lists its product as uncharacterized. Gene Ontology annotation, molecular function: proton channel activity. The record is from RefSeq and is a predicted model, not a curated record. Gene Ontology annotation, cellular component: membrane. Gene Ontology annotation, biological process: proton transmembrane transport. Lineage: Eukaryota; Metazoa; Arthropoda; Arachnida; Sarcoptiformes; Pyroglyphidae.
UCAAUCAUUCAAUUGAUUGAUCAAUUGAUACAUUGGCAAUCACAUUGAACAUUGAAUCAUUAUAAUGCUACAUUGUUGACAUUAUGAAUCGAAUUUAUCACCGGGAUGACCCUCAUCAAAAACUACACCGUAAAAUCGAUCAAGAUGGUGAUUAUUAUUAUAUUGAUAAUAAUUUACCAAGAUAUUUUCGGCCACCAUCGUUAUCGAUUGUUACAUUAACUUCGGAAACAUCGAAAUUUUUACAACAAUCACAACGAAGACGUUCAUAUAAUUCGAAUAUAUCGACUAUCGAUAUCGAAGAAGAACCGGAAGAAGAAGCUAAAGCUGAACAAAUACAAAAUGAGAAUGUUGCUAAUGAAUCUGAUAAACAAGAUAUAAAAACAAAGUCGAAUCGUUUUGAAAAUUAUCGCCCAUCAAUUAAACGGCGACAAACCACAACAACAGCAGACAAUGAAUCUUCAUCAUCAUCAUCACUUACAUCAAUAGUACGGCCAAGACGGAGUCCAAUCGAACGUCGUUUAUCCAGGAAAUUUUCCGAUGCUGACCUGAAAAUUCGUUCCAUUGUUUAUGGCCAAAAUGAUCCGGAAGAUACGGAGGAUUCAGAUAAUAAGGAUUAUGAUGAACAAUCACAUCAUCAGCAACAGGUACAAAUGACAUCGAUAAAUAAGGAAAUUAUAAUUCGACCCGAACAUUUGAAUAAUGAUAAUGAUCGGCCGUCGAAACGUUUGUAUGAAAAAAGUCGAUAUUCUCAUCAACAACAACCGAAUGGUGGCGGUAAACUUAUAAUACAUCAACAAAAUCGUCUUCGACAAUUUGAUGAUUCCAUAUCGAACAUUAUUGUUCCACGAUCAAAAUCGAUAUUAAAACCUCCAUCAUCACCGCCGAUAUCAUCAGAUCAGCUGCCACCACAGUUACAUUUAUCCAGUAAUCCAUAUGGUAGUGAUAUGGCAUCGAUUGGUGAAUGUUCUAUUGGCCAUUCAAGGGAACAUCAACAAAAUAACAAUCAACAACCGAAAUUAAAUGAUCAACAAGAUCAAUUAAUGCGUUCACGAUUAAUCAAAUUAUUAUCGAUCAUGUAUGCAUUAUUAUUGAUUGUCGUUGGUGCUAUAAUAACAAUUGGUGAUAUGGAAAAAGUAACCAAUGAUAGAGAUCAUCUUUAUUCAAUAUUUAUCACUGCCAUUGGUAUUGCAUUUCUUUUAUUCAUUCAUGUUGAUGUUCAACGUCAUAAACGUUUUGUUUUACGAUGGCAACAACGUCGUAAAGAAUUGAUUGAAUCUCCAUUGCUUAAAUCCAAUAAUGAUAAAAAUGAUAAUGAUGAUGAUAAUAAUAAUAAUGGUAAUACAGCAUUGAAUAUGGAUUUGAAUGUUGACAAUGGUAUUGAUGGUAAAGACUGUGAUUCAGUAUCCGUAACAACAGCCGUCAUAUUUAAUCGUGUUUAUCAAAUGAAUGAUGGUCAAAAUCGUUUGGUUGAUAUGGAUGAUGAAACUCGUCAAACAUUGAAUGGUUAUCGAUUUUUAACUGGUAAACAUUCUGGAAGUUUUUUCCUCAAAAUUGGAAUGACAUUAUUCUGUAUGGGAAGUAUCAUUCAUCAAGGAAUUAAUCUGUCAUUUCAAAUACAUUAUUUCAGUACAAAUGUUAUUGAAUGUCGUAAUGGUAUAUCAUUAUCAGUUUAUCUUUUACGAUGUAUUUCGGCAUUUUAUCAAUUAUAUAUUGCAUUCAAAUAUUCCAACUUGAUCAUAAAUCGUAAUCAAUGGAUAGUUCGUUUUGGCCUAAUGCAUCUUGUUGGAUCAUCAUUAUCAUUUUGGGUAUCGACCAUCAUUGAAGAAGCUGUACAUGGUUAUAUGGAAAAAAUCAAGGCAAUGAAUGAAGAAAAUAGCAACUAUGUUAUGUCUAAUACUGUAUUCUUACAUGAUGCAUAUAAUCAUUAUAUUCAAUGUUUGAACAAAACAUUAGUCGAUUUUGAAUCAAUUGAUGCAAUACCAUUAUUAUAUCCAUUUUCGGUUGAAUUCAAUAUCAUUCUUGCAUCAGUAUGGUAUGUUGUUUGGACAAAUAUUGGAAAUAAUGAUUCAAAUUCAGAGAUGCAUUCAAUGAAUGAAGAAUUGAAUGAAGAUCGUCAUACUGGUAAAAUUGAUAUUGUUUAUCGUUCAAAUGUGACUAUUUCGGCUGAUUGUCAUGCAUCAAAUCUUGGAAUGUUUAGUGGAUUUUUCUCACUACUUGUAACAUUAGUGACGAUAAUUAUAUUUUUCACUACAAUCAAACAUGAUCAAUAUAAAACAAUAGGUAUUGCUGUAUUCACAACUCAAUUAACAUUUUUAACCAUUUGUUGUGCAAUAACCGUACCAUUGGCAUUUCGACGUACCAGUAAAUUGAAUGUAGCCAAACAUUUGGAUUCACCACAAUCAAUAAUGGAUGAUUUUCUGCUUGUUAUUCCAUUGCCAUUCUAUUUUAUACAUCAUUUACUUUGUAUCUAUUCAGAAAUGUUACAAUUUACAUUGAACAGUACAUUUAUGGCAAUUUGUUAUAUUUUAAAUAUUAUACAGGUCACAUGGCAAACACCAUUCAUUAUUGAUGGUAUACGUAGAUGUUCAAAUGAACGACGUUUACGUUAUAAAAAACCGGGUAAACAAUUGAUCACGUUCAACAUAAUCAUCAAUAUUACCCUUUGGAUAUUAAUAACAUUUGAAAUGAAAUCUGUUGAUAAAUAUCAUUCAAUGGGUGCAAAAUAUGGAAAAUUUGUAUGGAUGAUUAUAUUGGAUACAUGUCUACCAUUAAUGUUAUUCUAUCGAUUCCAUUGUUCAGUAUGUUUGGCUGAUAUGUGGAAACAUUGCUAUGAAAAGGAUGAACAUUGAUUAAUGAUGAUGAUUGAUGAUUGAUGAUUGAUGAUCGAUAGGAAAAAAAUUGUUCAUUUUUGAAUA